CCAUAACAAAUUUACUUUAAUCGAGAUUAGAGGUAGAUAAGGCAUAAAAUAAGAGCAGGAGAUGAAAAUUUUGUGUGCGAUCAAAAUGGUACCUUGAGACUGAAUCGAGGGAAGGCAAAUCGUGACAACCACUUGUCUGCCGUUGAUUAUGUGAAGACUCUGACUGUCGAGCCACUGGUUUUUCACAACCUAUGGGAGCCCCACAAUCCUAAUCUUUCAUCAUCGGAGAAAACCCGAUUCUGAUACUCCCCAAGAUCGCCUCGGAACUCAAAGGCACAGCACCAGACACCACUAGAAUUGUGGACAUUGGGGGCAGCAAUGACAAGCCCACAAAAUCAUCUGGAUGCUUCCGCUACCAGUAUUAACAGUAAUCUGAACAAAUUGCUAGAUGGGAGAAUCGAAAGAGUGCGGGUAGUAGCCGGGAUAGGUGGUGUAGCUAGCAAUCGGAGAGGGGGUGGAAGUGGCAGGGCAGUGAAUCGUUUGGUUUUUAAAAGGGAGGAACUGUCAGCAGCUGUGCUUUGCAGUCUCAUUAAUAAUGAUGCGUUGGACACUUUUAAGGCUAUGGCUUGUAACAUCUUCAAUAAGGAUAGGGCUCUAAGGUGGAUAAGUUGGCAACCGCCUGACUCACCUUUUUGCAAAUUAAAUACAGAUGGCUCUAGAGAGCAAGUUUCUGGGUUGGCGAGUGCAGGGGGAGUUCUUCGGGAUUCAGCAGGGGGAGUUCUUUGGGGUUCAACAGGUGCUUUUAUAAAAGGCUUUUCUGUGAACAUUGGACAGGCUUCCAUUUUCCUAGCUGAGUUAUGGGGAUGUCGAGAAGGUUUGAUCUUGUGUAAAGCCUUAAAGGUUAGUCACCUAGUUGUAGAAAUGGACUACCUUGCUGCAGUUCGGGUUAUUGAAGGCACCAAGGACAAUGACAGCUUAGCAGCUAUACUAGUAGCUGACAUUCGCCGGUUAAGUAAUGAAUUCACUUCAUUUGUCAUUCAACACACACCUCGGGAGGGUAAUUUUGCUGCUGAUUUCCUUGCAGGAAUUGGGCGUAGUUUACCAGUAGGAACCACCAUUUUUGAUUUUCCACCGCCUGGCCUAAAUGCUUUCCUUGAAGGGGACCUAUUAGGCGUAUCUUAUUUGCGCUGCUAGUUAGUUAGUUUCUCUCAGUUGUACCCAAAAAAAAAAAUAAUAAUAAUAAUAAGAAGUUACAUCU
Messenger RNA from Rubroshorea leprosula, 1198 nucleotides. Lineage: Eukaryota; Viridiplantae; Streptophyta; Magnoliopsida; Malvales; Dipterocarpaceae. The record is from the annotation of a GenBank genome assembly.